Bufo bufo (common toad) is the source of this 1678-nucleotide messenger RNA. Its product is annotated as actin, cytoplasmic 1. Lineage: Eukaryota; Metazoa; Chordata; Amphibia; Anura; Bufonidae. The record is from RefSeq and is a predicted model, not a curated record. The transcript has 6 exons. Bases 150 to 1277 code for a protein of 375 amino acids.
AGAGCCAAUCAGCUAGCCGGGUCUUGGAACUUUCCUUAUAUGGUCAGGCCAGUGGGGAGUAUAAAGCCGGUGCCGAGCCCAGUUUUGUUCAGUGACCGCUUGCAUAUUGUCAAGGUUUGGGAAGACUACACGCGCAACUCAAGCUCACUAUGGAAGACGAUAUUGCUGCCCUUGUUGUUGACAAUGGAUCCGGAAUGUGCAAAGCUGGCUUUGCCGGAGAUGAUGCUCCCCGUGCUGUCUUUCCUUCUAUCGUGGGUCGCCCCAGACAUCAGGGAGUCAUGGUUGGAAUGGGACAAAAGGAUAGCUAUGUAGGAGAUGAAGCUCAGAGCAAGAGGGGUAUCUUGACCCUGAAGUACCCAAUUGAGCAUGGUAUUGUCACAAACUGGGAUGACAUGGAGAAGAUCUGGCACCACACUUUUUAUAACGAAUUGAGAGUUGCCCCUGAAGAGCACCCUGUCCUACUGACUGAAGCGCCUCUUAACCCAAAAGCAAACAGGGAAAAAAUGACACAGAUAAUGUUUGAGACUUUCAACACUCCUGCAAUGUAUGUUGCCAUUCAAGCUGUACUAUCUCUGUAUGCCUCCGGACGUACAACUGGUAUUGUGAUGGACUCUGGUGAUGGUGUUACUCACACUGUGCCAAUUUAUGAAGGCUAUGCACUGCCCCAUGCUAUUCUACGUCUUGACUUGGCUGGACGUGACCUGACGGACUACCUCAUGAAGAUUCUUACUGAGAGAGGUUAUAGUUUUACUACCACUGCAGAGAGAGAAAUUGUGCGUGAUAUAAAAGAGAAGUUGUGUUACGUGGCUCUAGAUUUUGAGCAAGAAAUGGCUACAGCUGCUUCUUCCUCCUCUCUGGAAAAGAGCUAUGAGUUGCCUGAUGGACAGGUGAUCACCAUCGGUAAUGAGAGGUUCAGGUGUCCAGAAGCCCUCUUCCAGCCUUCCUUCCUUGGUAUGGAGUCUUGUGGUAUCCAUGAAACAACAUACAAUUCUAUUAUGAAGUGUGAUGUGGAUAUUCGUAAGGAUUUGUAUGCCAACACUGUACUGUCUGGGGGUACCACAAUGUAUCCAGGAAUUGCUGACAGAAUGCAGAAAGAGAUCACUGCACUAGCCCCAAGCACCAUGAAAAUAAAGAUUAUUGCCCCUCCAGAACGCAAAUAUUCAGUUUGGAUUGGAGGAUCCAUUUUGGCCUCUUUAUCAACUUUCCAGCAGAUGUGGAUCAGCAAACAGGAAUAUGAUGAGUCUGGGCCCUCAAUUGUCCAUCGCAAAUGCUUCUAAAUGACCUGACCCUUGUAUUGAGUGUACUUGCGCAGAAAGAUUACAUUGGCAUGGCUUUCCUUUUUGUUGGCGCUUGGCUCAGGAUUUGGAAGAAAAACUGGAAUGUAGGUGGCAGAAAAAACUUAUCUUCAGUACAUCUAAGGAUUGAUUUGAAGUUGACACCCUGUGUGAUGCAUUGUUCUGGAAUUGUCAUUCUGGAUGCUGCUCAGUUGGCGCUCUUUAAAUAGUUAUGUUGCUUAUUUGUGCAGCUAUAUACCCAACAUGUCUUAUGUUCUGCUUUGAACACUCUAACUCAAGCUCAUGAAUGGGUUAUGUUCAUAACACUUGAAGUUUACAUUGUCACUGAUCUUUGAGGUGCAAGGGUGUCACCUGAAAAAUUAAAUGAAACUUAUUAAAAAAAA